Molecule: messenger RNA, 814 nt
Organism: Clarias gariepinus (North African catfish)
Lineage: Eukaryota; Metazoa; Chordata; Actinopteri; Siluriformes; Clariidae
Gene: ndufa4l2a
Product: NDUFA4 mitochondrial complex associated like 2a
Exons: 4
Coding region: 152-397 (81 amino acids)
Source: RefSeq, a predicted model, not a curated record
UCUUUUCCUCAUUCUCCACCCUCUGUCCUUAGCACUCUGUCUCAGUUUCCACUUUUACCUAUCUACCUUGCUCUCUCCAGUUCUUCUCCUUUUAAAAAAUAAUAAUUUUCCCUUUUUUUCUUCUGUAUCCUUUUAUAAAAACAUUGCAGCUAUGCUCCGACUCUUACGUGAUCAUGCCAGGAAACACCCUGGGCUCAUUCCACAGUUUUUCUUCAUUUGCCUGGGAAUUGGAGGCGCUGCAGUUUAUCUUGUUCGUCUAGCCAAGGGACCCCAUGUUACAUGGAACAAGUCCAGCAACCCUGAACCAUGGAAUCAGCUCAGCCCUACCUAUCAGUACAAGUUUUUUGCUGUAAACACAGACUACAAGAACCUGAAAAAGGAAGGGCCUGACUUCUAAAAUUUUGAAGAUGCUGACGCAGCCUUUUGUUGAUUUAUACGGUUAAAUCUGAAAUGCAAUUGAAAUGAAAUUAUGGAAAAGAAAUUGUGGCAAGUAAAGUGUAUGAAUGAUCUACAUAGCAAGAUCAUGGGGGUUGAUUUUGUUGAUUUUUGCCUACAUCUAGUAGUAAACAAAGUUGUUUGUUCAUUUGUUUUUGAUUGAUUGAUUGUUUGUUUGUUUGUUUGAUUGAUUGAUUGAUGACUUGAUUGUUUGCUGUAAAUACAUGUAAGUUUAAUUCAUGUAAAAUGAUUUAUUUCAAGGAAUUUAAAAUAAGUACAUCAUAAUUGCAUGCAGUAAAAUUAAUAACUGUACAAUUUAGUUUGGUUUCAAAAUAUAAGAUUAAUUUCUACAGAUUUUGCAAUAAACUUUUUAACUUUC